Lutra lutra (Eurasian river otter) is the source of this 3863-nucleotide messenger RNA. RefSeq names its product tripartite motif containing 34 (gene TRIM34). The coding region runs from base 361 to 1824 and encodes 487 amino acids. NCBI's taxonomy places the organism in Eukaryota, Metazoa, Chordata, Mammalia, Carnivora, Mustelidae. Gene Ontology annotation, molecular function: zinc ion binding; protein binding. The transcript is spliced from 8 exons. The record is from RefSeq and is a predicted model, not a curated record.
UAUUGGUUCCAGAAGCUCCUUCCCCUUUCAUUUUCUUUUCUUCACUGAGGAUUUCACUUUCAUUUCCCCUCCAGUAACUCAGGAGGAGUGGUUUCAGGCUGACCCAGCGGCCUGUUUGGUGAGGAAAUGCUGACCACACCUGCCCUGGCUUUUCUUCACCACUUAAAUCAGGAGCCAAGACUUCUCUGUGGGGGCUUCAAGCAUUUCGGUUUUGGCCAAUCCUUAAUAUCUGCACAAUUAGAAUCCUUUUUAUUCCUGUCAUUCUUACACAUUCCCUUUCAAUCUGCCCAGCCAUCCAGGAACGUUUAGGCAAGAAGAGCUCCAGGACUAAUAACUGGAAGAAGCCAGGGGAAAUAUACUAUGGCUUCAAAAAUCCUGAACAUACAAGAUAAGGUGUCCUGUCCCAUCUUCCUGGAGCUUUUGACAGAGUCCCUGACUCUAGACUGUGGACACAGCUCCUGUCAAGCCUGCAUCACUGUGAAUACCACGGAGGCAGAGAUCAGCCCAGGAGAGGAAAGCAGCUGUCCUAUGUGUGGUGUCAGAUACUCACUUAGAAACUUAUGUCCGAAUCAGCCUCUGAUCAAGAUGAUGGAGAGAAUCAGAAAGUUCAAGUUGAACCCAGAGGAGAAGCUGAAGAGAGACCUCUGUGUGCGCCAUGAAGAGAAACUCCUGCUCUUCUGUAAGGAGGAUAGGAAGGUCAUUUGCUGGGUUUGUGAGCGGUCUCAGGAGCACCGUGGUCACCACACAUUCCUUGUGGAGGAAGUAGUCGAGGAAUGUCAGGAGAAGCUCCAGGCAUCUCUGGAGAGGCUGAGGAAAGAGCAGCAGAAAGCUGAGAAGUUGGAAGCUGACAUCAGAGAAGAGAGAAUUUCCUGGAAGUACCAGAUACAGACUGAGAGACAGAGGAUAUGGGCUGAAUUCAAUCAGCUUAGAAGCAUUCUGGACAGUGAAGAGCAGAGAGAACUGCAAAAAUUAGAAGAAGAGGAGAAGAGGAUAUUGGACAGCUUGGCUGAGGCUGAGGCUGAGCUGGCUCAGCAAAACCAGUUGGUGAAAGAUCUCAUCUCAGAUCUAGAGCAUCGCUGUAAAUGGUCACCAGUGGACCUGCUGGAGGACAUGAGUGGAAUCAUAAAAUGGAGUGAGAUCUGGACACUGAAGAAGCCAAAAACUGUUUCCAAAAGACUGACGAGUGUAUUCCAUGCUCCAGAUCUGAGCACAGUGCUGCGCAUGUGUAGAGAGCUAACACAUGUCCAGUGCUACUGGGUGGACAUCACACUGAAUCCAGUCAACUUAAAUUUAAACCUUGUCCUUUCAGAAGAUCAGAGACAAGUGAUGUCUGUGCCAAUUUGGCCUGUGGACUGUACUAAUUUUGGUAUCUUGGGAUCCCAAUAUUUCUCCUCAGGGAAACACUAUUGGGAAAUAGAUGUGUCCAAGAAGUGUGCCUGGAUUCUGGGGGUAUACUGUAGAACACGUUUCCAUAAUAAAAAGUCUGGUGUUAGACAAGGCACAAAUCAUCAAAGUGCUUACUCCAGAUACAGACCUCAAUGUGGCUACUGGGUUAUUGGGUUACAGAAUGAAUUUGGGUAUAAGGCCUUUGAGGAGUCUUCCACAUCUCAACCCAUGGUCUUGACUAUUUCCAUGGCUGUUCCUCCCCAUCGUAUUGGAGUUUUCCUAGACUAUGAUGCAGGCAUCGUCUCAUUUUUCAAUGUCACAAACCAUGGGUCACUCAUCUACAAAUUUUCUAAAUGUUGCUUCUCUCAGUCUGCUUAUCCAUACUUCAAUCCUUGGAACUGUCCAGGCCCCAUCAUCCUGUGCCCACCACAUUCCUGAACCUUUUUAGCACCUCACCCACUUCUGUGUAGAGCCUCUUUUCCUGGGGCUAACCUACACCUAGCUUACCUGCACCCUUCUGAACACCUCUUCCUUCCUUUCUCUUUUUUAUUACAGAAUGGCUUUGUGCAAUGCUUUUCUGCAUGUAUUGAAAUGAACAUGCAACUUUUCUCCAUCUAAUUCAACUACCUUUAUAGUUUUGUUAUCAUUGUAGUUUAGUAGUUAGUUUGUUGUUUAAGCCUAUUUUGUUAGUACCUUGAUUUUUUUUCCCCACAGAUGACUGAGGUUUUGUUCAUCAUUUUAAUAUAGGAUAAUUUCCCUUAAUCUAACCUUUAUGUUCACUUAGUCUUUCUUUUGUGAUCCUGAAUUUCUCUUAAGCCAGUCCUAGAUAGCUUUUAGUUUUAGCAUUUCAAUUAACAAAACUAUUUUUAUUUGUUUUUUGACAUUUCCUAUUUGCUUAUUAUUAUAAACAUAUUUUCUUUCAUAGUAUUUACCCUAGAUAUGAUAGCUGCUCUCAAGUCUUGUCUUCUUGUUGUUAAUCCUUAUCAUAAAUAUGACAUCUGCAUUAUUUUGGAGUUGAUCUCCAUUGAUUGAUUGCCUUUGUUCUUGAGUAUGGGCCACGUUAGUUUCUUUGUAUGUUAAACAAUUUUAACAUAUAUCUAAAAUUCCCCCAGGAGAAUUGUGAAUGAGAUGUAAAGACUUUGGAUUCUGUUUAUUUUUCUGAAGAAUAUUUUUUUUCAAGCCUUUGGUUGAAAUCAGAUUCAAAAUUCUCUCCUGCAUUUUGCAGAAGCUGAAAUCUCUGGUCAGUUCCUUUAGCUUAAUUUAGGCUGCUUGGUAUCUGUCUCAAACGUGUAGUUCAAAGAGUUGGUCAGUGUGUAUGUACAACUUGAGAUUUCCUCCUCUGAAUCUCUCUUUUACAGACAUUUUCCUACCAUUUUUCAGCUGUUGUGAUAGCCCCAAAUCAUUCUUCUUGCUCGUCAAGCUAAUAAGUCUGUAUGCUGCUGAGUUUUAACUGUCCCACUCAUUACCAAUUGAAUUUUGCUUUCAAAUAAAAAGCCAUAAAGCCAGAAAACUCGUCCAGUAGUAUUUCCUUCUUCCAAUUGUCUAUUACAUCCUAGAUUCUAAGUGUUUUGUCAGUCUCUUCAUGCCUUCAUGUUUUUGUUGUUUUGCUUCAUUUUUACAAUUAUUCAUGGUUAUUCAUAUUAUUCAAUUAUUAUUCAUAUUAUAUUAUUCAAUUAUUCAUAGUGUUGAUCUGUAGGUUAUGGGUGCUGUUUAGUUCAAAUAAAUACCUCCAUUUAUGGAAACAACCUCAGUUUUGCUUGCUUUGGAUAUUUUAAGCUGUAAGUUCAGUUGCUGAAUUCUAGUGUUUUUUUUUUUCCCUUUUUGUUACAGAAACUGACAGAUUUUAUUCAGUGAUUAUACCAUUUUGGAUUACCACAAAUUCAGGAAGGGAACAAUGAUGGUAUACAGUUGGGUGGUCAAUGCAGAGAUAUUAAGAAUAGAUGUAUUUUUCAGUAUAUUUGGCUGAAAUUGAAGGGGAUUGGAGAGCUCAGAGUCCAACUGAUGAGGACAGCAUAGUGGUAUUGAUUGUAGUGAUCAGAAGGAAAGCACUCCUUAGCCAAAGACCUCUUCUCUGUCUGAUACUUAACAACACAAAAAUAACAACACAAAACUCACUGAUAUAGAGAUCAGAUUGGUGGUUGCUAAAGGCCAGGGUUUGGGGGUUGGCAAAAUGGGUGAAGAGGAUCAAGAAGUAAAGGCUUCCAGUUAUAAAAUAAGUCAUGGGGAUAUAAUGUAUAGCAUGGUGACUGUAGCAGAUAGUAUUGUGUUGCAAAUUUUAAAGUUGCUACAAAAGUAAAUCUUGAAUGUUCUCAUCACAGGAAAAAAAUUUUUCUCAUGACCUACUAUGGUGAUAACUUGAUUUACUGUGGUGAACAUUUCACUAUGUAUACAAGUGUUGAAUCAGUAUGUUGUAUACCUAAACUAAUGUAUGUUAAUUAUACUUCAAUUAAAAAAGUAUCAAAGGGGAAUUAAUGUAU